This is a messenger RNA of Emericellopsis cladophorae, 459 nucleotides long. RefSeq names its product Effector protein PevD1. Bases 1 to 459 code for a protein of 152 amino acids. NCBI's taxonomy places the organism in Eukaryota, Fungi, Ascomycota, Sordariomycetes, Hypocreales, Bionectriaceae. The transcript is spliced from 2 exons. The record is from RefSeq and is a predicted model, not a curated record.
AUGCAGCUCAUCAACCUCCUCCCCUUCCUCACUCUCGCGGCUGCCGCGCCCAAGGCCGCUCCUACUCCUUCCAACUACGAGAACGUGGACAUUGCCGACUUCGCCGUCCGCAAGGAGCAGAGUGCAAGCGGAGAGGCACCUACUUUCAGCUCCGUCUCCUUCAAGCUCUCCGGCGACGAUGCCACGGACCUGGCCUGCUCGGCUUCCAACCCUGACUUUUCCGGCGAGAUCUUCACCUGCGGCGACAGCAAAUACCGCUUCGCCCUGAAGUCUGGCUCGGACGACGCCGAGUUCGGUCUGACUCUUUACCACGAGUUGGGUCCUGCCGUCGGUGUCUGGGGUGAGGGCAACGUGCCCACAUACUGCCGCGCCGGAGGCAACGGUCCCAAUGACUUCAUCUGCCAGCAGGUUGCCGCGGUCACUAUCGGGCUCAACUCGGAUGGCUCCCACGCCCAGUAG